AUGAGUGUCCAUGAUAAAAAGCAGCAAUCCCUACUAUUCACACCCAUCAAAAUACGGGGCCUAACCCUCAAGAACCGUAUCGGCGCAUCACCAAUGGCUACGUGGCAAGCGGUAGAUGGUAUAGCAAAUGAUUUUCACCUAGCACACUACGGCGCAUUUGCCCUGGGUGGUGCCGGACUGGUUAUGGUAGAGGCCACCGCUAUCGAGCCAAGGGGUCGCGGCGCCAAAGCCGGAAUUUCCAUCUAUAAUGAUAAACAUGUCGAUGCGUUGAGUCGUAUGACCAAGCUCAUUAAAUCACAAGGAGCCGCACCAGCCAUACAACUGUUCCACUCGGGUCGUAAGGGUAGUACAGCUGAACCCUGGGCUAACAUUAGACGCCAGUUAACGGAUGAUGAGGGCGGUUGGGAUCUCAUAGCUCCCAGUGCUAUACCGUUUGGCGAUGGUUUGGAUAGAGUGCCCAAAGAGGCCACACUUGAGGACAUAGAAGUACUGCAACAGGCGUUUGUGUCGGCGGCGCUCCGGGCGGUAAAGGCUAGCUUUGAGGUGAUUGAGCUUCAUUAUGCCCACGGCUUUUUGGUUAGUUCAUUUCUAUCGCUUAUUAGUAAUCAACGCACCGACCGAUACGGCGGUUCACUCGAGAAUCGGAUGCGCUUCGGCUUAGAGACGGCCCGUCGGGUGCGGGAAGUGAUCCCCAAAUCAAUGCCACUGUUUGUGAGGAUUUCGGUCACGGAUUACGCGGACAACGGAUGGGAUGUCAACGACAGCGUAGAGUUUUGA
Medioppia subpectinata is the source of this 777-nucleotide messenger RNA. The record is from the annotation of a GenBank genome assembly. NCBI's taxonomy places the organism in Eukaryota, Metazoa, Arthropoda, Arachnida, Sarcoptiformes, Oppiidae.